AUGGAAAGCCAGGGGAAUCUUGAAGCCGCUAGAAAGUGCUUGUCAACUAGCUUGGAAACAUCAAGCGUUAUUGGCUCUGCAUUAGAAGAGUCUGGCUCAAGAUUGGAGCUACUUAAACAGAGAUGUCUGUCCUUGCAAGCUUCACUUAGACCCAUCUCAAUGCAAAAGUGUUUUUUGGUCAACAUUGGUCAAAGCAUAGACAGUGUUCUAUGUUCUGCUGCUGCAGCCCUCAAGGUUUUUGACUCUGUUCAUCAAUUGGAGCAUUCUCUCUUGACAGACCCCAGUUCUGAUCUAUACACGUAUGUCUCAGACACAAAGAAGCUUGAGGAAGCACUGAAGCUUCUCACUGAUAAUUGCAGAUUAGCAGUGGGCUGGUUGCACGGCGUUUUUGAGUUCUUACAAGACAAAGCAAUCACCAAUGAGCUUUACCUGUUGAAUGUGAAUAAAUCUUUGAAAAUAUUGCAAGAAUUGCAGGUCAUGGAGGUACGUGCUCGGCUUCAUGGAGGCUUUCUUAGUACUGCCUUUGACAAACUAGAGAUUGAGUUCCACAGGCUUUUGAUGGCAAACUCGAUGCCUCUCCCUUUGGUUUCAUUAACAUCACACAUUGGUCAGCAAGCCAGCAUUGCCAAACAAACUUUUCUAAUGAAUGGUUCUUCAGCAGGGAGAUUACAGGCCAUCAUUGAGAGAUUAAGUGCCAAUGACAGGCUCGACAAGUGUGAAUCUAUAUAUGUUGAAGUUCGAGGUACGAAUGCUCGUCGAAGUUUGAAGACUUUGGAUUUGAGUUACCUUGAGAUUCCAACUGCUGGAUUUGAGAAUGUACAGUGUAUGGAGAGUUACAUAGACCAAUGGGGCAGCCAUUUGGAGUUGGUUGUGCAGCAACUGCUUGAGGUUGAGUACAGGCUCUCAAAUAAUGUCUUUGGGAAAAUUGGUCCAGAAGCAUGGAUGGGAUGUUUUGCAAAGAUAGCCGUUGAAUCAGGAAUUCUUUCUUUUAUACAAUUUGGAAGGAUUGUUACUGAGAGGAAAAAUGACCCCUUCAAGUUGUUGAACCUGCUGUCCAUAUUCAGGGUCUUAAAUGGUCUAAGACUAAAAUUCAACCAGCUUUUCAGUGGGAAAGCUUGUGAAGAAAUUAGAACUGUGACAAAGGAUCUUAUCAACAAAGUUGUUAAUGGUGCCAGUGAGAUAUUCUGGCAACUUCCAGCACAAGUGAAGUUGCAAAGGCCAACUUCUCCUCCCCCUGAUGGCGGCGUUCCCCGGCUGGUAAACUUUGUUACUGAUUACUGCAAUCAGCUGCUUGGAGAUGCCUAUGGGCCACAUUUGACACAGGUUUUGAAAAUACAUCUUAGCUGGAGAAAGGAAGUGUACGAAGAGGGUAUUGUUUUAAGCAAAAUAUAUAAUGCAAUUAAGGAGGUUGCAGUAAAUUUGGAUGCUUGGUCAAAGGCCUAUGAAGAUAUCACUCUGUCCUACCUUUUUAUGAUGAAUAAUCACUGUCAUUUCUACAGUUUGAGGGGGACUGUGCUUGGAAAUAUGAUGGGAGAUUCUUGGUUAAAAGCCCACGAACAAUAUAAGGACUAUUAUGUAGCACUUUAUUUGAGGAAUAGCUGGGGAAAGCUUCUAACUAUUCUUGUGCAAGAAGCAAUCAAGUUGGGUGAUCUCCGAUGA
This is a messenger RNA of Abrus precatorius (Indian licorice), 1659 nucleotides long. Its product is annotated as exocyst complex component EXO70B1. Gene Ontology annotation, molecular function: phosphatidylinositol-4,5-bisphosphate binding. NCBI's taxonomy places the organism in Eukaryota, Viridiplantae, Streptophyta, Magnoliopsida, Fabales, Fabaceae. Gene Ontology annotation, biological process: exocytosis. The transcript has 2 exons. Gene Ontology annotation, cellular component: exocyst. Bases 1 to 1659 code for a protein of 552 amino acids. The record is from RefSeq and is a predicted model, not a curated record.